GGAUCUCCAAACCUGUGACACAGACCUGCAGAUGUGAGCAGUGGUCACAGCAAGGAGGAAGAUGGUUUUUCUGACAACUAAAAUGAUGCAAAGGUCGGCACUUUUUGUGACGUUUGGAGGUUUGGUCACCUGUCUGAUCACCACUUUUCUUCCUCUGUGGAAGACGAUGAACUCUGACCUGAAUGAGGUGGAGAACUGGUUCUCAGGACUGUGGCACAUGUGUCUCUAUACGGAGGAGGUGGGGAUUCAGUGUAAGGCCUAUGACACCCUCAUGGGACUGCCAUUGGACCUGCAGAUCUCCAGGGUGCUCAUGUUGGUGUCUGUAGGAACUGGAGGCUUGGCUCUGCUGGCUGCUUUUCCAGGACUGGAGGGGGUGGACAUAUGUGUCGGGCAGCCUGGCCUGAAGAGACAGCUCCUUAUUCUGGGUGGGGUGCUGUCCUGGGUGUCAGGGCUCACCACUUUGGCUCCUGUCUCUAUUGUGGCCUACACAACGGUGGUCGAGUUCUGGGACCAGGGUUUCCCUGAUGUGAUGCCUCGCUGGGAGUAUGGAGAGGCCAUGUUUUCAGGGUGGUUUGGAGGUUUGGCUCUGGUCACCGGAGGGACUCUGUUUUUUAUAUCUGUGUGCAUGGAGGACUUCGAUCAGAGACCACCGAGUGUGCCAAACAGUCCUCAGGUGAAGCACAGGAGCAAGCACUACCUGAAGACCGAGGUGUUAUAGACCUCUUAUUGUCUAAUGUGGAGGCCCGUCAGCUUGUGAGUGAAUAAUGACCUGUGAAGUAUUUGUAUGAUAAAGUCAAGAAUAACAUUUCUGACUUUAGUAACAUUAAAGCAACAAGGUUUUUACUUUUUGCUUGUAUUUCUUAGUCAAAUUGUCACUGACGUAUGAAAUACCUUUCUGUGAUGUCUUUUCUGUUUAAUGGAGUCACUUCUGGUUUUUAAGUUUUACAAAUUAUGACAGACAUUUAAAAUAAUAAUAAGCUGCUG
Messenger RNA from Labrus mixtus (cuckoo wrasse), 984 nucleotides. It is a transcript of the gene cldn26, whose product is annotated as claudin 26. Gene Ontology annotation, biological process: bicellular tight junction assembly; cell adhesion. Gene Ontology annotation, molecular function: structural molecule activity. The coding region runs from base 62 to 718 and encodes 218 amino acids. The transcript has a single exon. The record is from RefSeq and is a predicted model, not a curated record. Gene Ontology annotation, cellular component: plasma membrane; bicellular tight junction. NCBI's taxonomy places the organism in Eukaryota, Metazoa, Chordata, Actinopteri, Labriformes, Labridae.